CCGAUAUUGAUUGGCAGAUAUGGGAAUUAUAGCAUUGACAGCACCGAAAAAGCCAGAAACAAAUUGAGCCACAAAAGGAUCUUAGUGAAGAGAAUAUGAGCCUACUAUAAUUACAGCCAAGAUACACUUAGAAUCCCCUUCAAUAACCGAGAUUUUAACUAUAAUUGAAUUCUGAACGUGGCCACACCGGGUAAAGCGACAAUUUCCAAAAAAAAACUGGCUGAUAAAAAAAACGAAAAAAAACUUGAUCAGUCAUUGGGAAAGUCAAAAGUCAACACUUAUAACCUCAGAGAAAGUACUCAAUUCGCUGAAUCUACUGUGUUAUAAUCCAUAAAGAUGUCUGAACUAUACGUCCACGAUGUCACUGGUGUCGAUGAUGCCAGUGCUACAGGUACUAAAGAAGCCCCAUUCAAAACCCCAGCUUAUGCUCUAUUCAUUAAAGAAGAUGCUAAAGUCUUUGUUUACAAAAAAGAUGAAGAAACUGAUGGUUACGUUGAAAUUUCAUCAAGUGCAUUGAAGAAAGCUAAAAAAGGUGCUGAUGGUUUAAAGAAAAAAGCUGAAAAGGCUAAAGCCGCCGAAGCUCAAAAAGCUCAAAAAGAUGCUGAAGAUGCUGCUAGAAAAUUAGAAGCCAUGAAAAUCACUAUAAAGGAAGAUGAAUCAUUACCAAAAGCCACAAAAGCUAAAAUCAGAGAUUUGGAUGUUGGUAAAAGAUUCAAAGUUUCAGGUUGGAUUCAUAGAUUCCGUGCUCAAAAAGGUUUAGCUUUUAUUGUCUUGAGAGAUGGUACAGGUUAUGUUCAAGCUGUUUUAAGUGGUGAUUUAGCUAACGCUUACCAAACUCAAACUUUAACAUUAGAAACAACUGUUACCUUAUAUGGUACUGUUCAAAAAUUACCAGAAGGUAAACAAGCUGUUGGUGGUAUUGAAUUAGUUGUUGAUUAUUAUGAAAUCAUUGGUUUAGCUCCAAGUGGUGAAGAUGCUUUCACCAACAAAAUUCAAGAAGGUGCUGACCCAUCAUUAUUAUUAGACCAACGUCAUUUGGCUCUUCGUGGUGAAACUUUAAGUGGUGUUAUGAAAGUUCGUGCUGCUCUUUUGAAAGCUAUCCGUAAAGUUUACAUUGAAGAAGGUAUAACAGAAGUUACUCCACCUUGUAUGGUUCAAACUCAAGUUGAAGGUGGUUCUACUUUAUUCAAAUUAGAUUAUUAUGGGGAAGAAUCUUAUCUAACACAAUCUUCUCAACUAUAUUUGGAAACUUGUUUACCAGCUCUUGGUGAUGUUUUCUGUAUUCAAGAAUCUUUCAGAGCUGAAAAAUCCCAUACUCGUCGUCAUUUAUCAGAAUAUACUCAUAUCGAAGCUGAAUUGGUGUUUUUAACAUUUGAUGAAUUAUUAACCCACAUUGAAACUUUAAUCACAAAAUCUGUUCAAUACGUUUUAGAAGAUCCUGUUGCGGGUCCAUUAGUUGAACAAUUAAACCCAGGUUUUGUUGCACCAAAAUUACCAUUCAAACGUAUGGAAUAUAUCCAUGCAUUAGAAUGGUUAAACGAGCAUGGUAUUCCAAACGAAGAUGGUGAAUCUUUUAAAUUUGGUGAUGAUAUUGCUGAAGCUGCUGAACGUAAAAUGACUGAUGCUAUUGGUGUUCCAAUUUUAUUAACCCGUUUCCCAGCUGAAAUCAAAUCAUUCUAUAUGAAGCGUUGUGCAGAUGAUCCAAGAGUCACUGAAUCUGUUGAUGUUUUGAUGCCAACUGUUGGUGAAAUCACUGGUGGGUCAAUGCGUUCUGAAGGUUUAGAGGAAUUAGUCGAAGGUUUCAAACGUGAAGGUAUUAAAGAUCUAGAUGCUUACUACUGGUUUAUUGAUCAACGUAAAUAUGGUACUUCACCACAUGGUGGUUAUGGUCUAGGUACUGAACGUAUCUUGGCUUGGUUGACCAACCGUUUCACUGUGAGAGACUGUUCACUAUACCCACGUUUCUCUGGUAGAUGCAGACCAUGAAUAUGACUUUAUAGAAUAUGAAUAUAAUGUAAUGCAAAUAUCCAAAAGAGGU
Messenger RNA from Hansenula anomala, 2038 nucleotides. RefSeq names its product asparagine--tRNA ligase DED81 (gene DED81). Bases 337 to 1986 code for a protein of 549 amino acids. The record is from RefSeq and is a predicted model, not a curated record. Gene Ontology annotation, biological process: asparaginyl-tRNA aminoacylation. Lineage: Eukaryota; Fungi; Ascomycota; Saccharomycetes; Phaffomycetales; Wickerhamomycetaceae. Gene Ontology annotation, molecular function: nucleic acid binding; ATP binding; asparagine-tRNA ligase activity. The transcript has a single exon. Gene Ontology annotation, cellular component: cytoplasm.